AGUGUACUAGGUACCUGGUAGUGGGUGUCUGUCGCAUGUAACUUUCCCAAACGCGCCCACACAGACACAGACACAGACACACCUCGCCAUCCAUUCUUUUAAACCCGAUAUUCCAGUCGGACUCCCUCCGUAUGUGAUGGACGACAUUACCGAGCUCAUAGACCGGCUCUCGAACGAUGAGGAUGCCGUCAAGAAAAUGGCAGUCUUCAAGCUGCAGACGAAUAUCGGCGACCCCUCGUUUGCCGAGAUCUUCAUUGCCCAGGGCGGCCUCGGGAAGCUGCGACAUCUGGCUCUGUACUCGAGCGGGAACACCCUGGCGUACGCGCUCACCUCCUUCUCGCGUCUCCUCGAGCUCGACAAAGGCUGGGAUUAUGUUACGCCGGAUCUGAUCUCGCGGGUGGUGGAGCUCAUCGUCACGCACCCGCUCGUCAAUAUCCUUCGAGGCGCCAUGUCGAUCCUCGUUGCGAUCGUAUCGCACCCGCACACGUCGAACCAGAGCCACGGCUCCUACAAUGGACCGUUCGGGUUCCGCGCGUUGAAACCGGCCAUUACGACGCACUCGCAGUUCCUCGAGAUGUUGGUGAGCAGACUGUCGUCUGCCGACCACGCGCUGUGUGCGAACUCGCUGCAGCUCAUCAAUUCGCUGAUGAGGGAUGCCAUUACGAAUGACACCGAUGCUGAGUGGCCGAGGUUUAUCAAGCGCUUGCAGGAUCUGGGCGUCAUCAAGGCGGUGUUCGUGCUCAUGCAGAGUUCGGCGCUGCAGGAUCUCGCGCACCCUCUGCUGGAGUUCCAGGCUCUGACGAAAGUCCUGUUGAAGCGGUGGAGGGAUGUGAAGGUGGAUCUGGAAAUUAAGGAACACCGGAUAGCACUCAAGGGACUCCACCUUGCCAGUGCUCCGGAAACUAAAUCGGACGGAGGAAGUAGUACUGGCUCGAAGAGGCGUGUGCACAAUCCCGAAAAGUGGCGGAGGUUGGGCUUCGAGACGGAAUCGCCGGCGUGGGAGUUUGGGGAGGCCGGAUUUCUUGGAAUGAUGGACCUGACGGAUUUUGUCCGGAAGGAUGAGGACGGGUUUAGGAAGGUCAUCAUGGAGCAAAAUGCAAAGCCCCAGGCGCAGAGAUGUCCGGUUGCCCGGGCGAGUCUAACGGUCACGGCUCUCCUGUACCACCAGUUCGAAGUCGACAAGUCGGAUAUCGACGACCCGAAGACGUUCCAGGUCCUCGAAUCCCGCACCAACUACGAUCGUGCCUUCCGCCCCCUCCUACUGCAAUGGUCCCGGCUGCAUACCGCUGCACUUUCGUCGUUUCUCAGACUCUGGCAAGAAACACAGGCUGAGGCGGAUGACUUUGAUAAAGUUGCCGAACUGGUUCGAGUGUUGAUCUACCACGUUAUAGGGCAUGCGCACAGGACCAAAGAUGUACAGGACGUCGAGGACGAGAUAUUGGAGAUGGAAUGCGCACGUUUGAGAGACCUCCAAAUGGAGAUUUUGGAGCAGACGUACGAGAAUGCCUGGGGGAAUCACCUCACGCAUGUAAGAGAAGAAUUGAAGGCCGAGGCGAUGCAGUUCGUCAAGGAACAGCGGAUAAGAUGUCUCCUUCAGGGCUCAUGGUUCCCUGUAACGGCACCCCAAAGAAACGGCGAGUCAAAGACAGACAUACAUUCGGUACCCUGGCGAUAUGUCCGUCUGUCCCACAACCGGCGAUACCUCCAUUACUGCGACUACGAACGCGAAACCGCAUACGAACCCAAGCUCGAGGAGCUUCCUCAAAAGAUCGACCUCUCCACUGUUUCUAGCGUAGUGUCUAAUGUCGUCCCCGCCUCGAUCUCCUCCGCCUCCUCCUCCUCGGGGACUCUCACACCAACCCUCAGCGGCGGCCGUCUGGCCUCCACUAAAAUCACCAUCCACGGGUAUCCACCUACCAACACCAACAACAGUAACAGCAACUCGAACAAAUCCAACGCCAACAAAGAAGUGGUCCUGCUAGCUCUGCACCCACAGACGCACUCUUCGGCAUCAGAGUGGCUAGACGGCCUACUGAUGCUGCUGAACCAACAACCCAUCACGUCGGAAACCUCGAAGCUCGUGAACAUGGUCACGAACUAUGGCCUCAAGAUCCGUCUGCUGAAUGUGCGCUAUACCGACGACUACCAUAACUCUCCGCCGGAGUUACCGAGUAGAGGAAGCGUCGAUGAGGAUUAUUACUAUAACCUGUUUGUUUGAAUUGUACGGUUGCCCUGGAGGGUUGUGGGUGGGUGCGCGACUGAACACGGCCCCCGAAGUCUCGGCUCUCGAGCAUUACUUCUUGUAACUUUAGUCUCUUUCUUUCUUUCGAUUCCUUUUCCUUUUCCUUCUUUUAUGUGAGAGAGAUACCACAAUGCGAUUCGAAUCGGUUGGCUAGUCUGGUCUGGUUGGGGCUGGUCUUUGGUGGGGAACGUGUGUCGAGGGAAACAGUGUAGAAGUACAAACAUCUUUUUCUUUCUUUUCUUCUUUUUUCUUCUUUCUGAUGAAGCAUGUGCAUCGUAACUUUGGGAUCCACAUAUAAUGAACAGUGCGGUGA
This is a messenger RNA of Tricharina praecox, 2555 nucleotides long. Its product is annotated as ELMO/CED-12 family-domain-containing protein. Gene Ontology annotation, biological process: actin filament organization; cell motility. Gene Ontology annotation, cellular component: plasma membrane. The record is from RefSeq and is a predicted model, not a curated record. The transcript is spliced from 6 exons. NCBI's taxonomy places the organism in Eukaryota, Fungi, Ascomycota, Pezizomycetes, Pezizales, Pyronemataceae. The coding region runs from base 137 to 2218 and encodes 693 amino acids.